GCGGCGUCUGCGAGACCUCAGAAGUUCGAUUAUGGGCCUCGAAGGAACAUGCUUAUCUACCGUCAGCGGGUACCGGCUGAGUACCGCCUCGGCAAUGUUCGAACAGACGUGGGCAUUUUCUGGAGCCGAGGUGACCACGUGAUCACGCCGCCGAAUGUCCAGGAGCUCAUCCGGGAACUGGGACCACGCGUCACGAUGGACCACUUCAUCGAUGACCCCUACUACACGCACGCGCACUUCUUGGUCGCCCUGAACAACGCCGAAGUGUUGUUCGAGCGCCUGCUCGCCUUUCUGGAGAGAUACACCGCGACUGACAACGGCUGAAUAAAGAAA
Molecule: messenger RNA, 333 nt
Organism: Dermacentor silvarum
Lineage: Eukaryota; Metazoa; Arthropoda; Arachnida; Ixodida; Ixodidae
Exons: 2
Coding region: 49-324 (91 amino acids)
Source: RefSeq, a predicted model, not a curated record